This is a messenger RNA of Rotaria sordida, 524 nucleotides long. Lineage: Eukaryota; Metazoa; Rotifera; Eurotatoria; Philodinida; Philodinidae. The record is from the annotation of a GenBank genome assembly.
AUGGCAGAUUAUAUAAUUACUCUUGAUCUUACUGACAAUGAUGACACUCCAACAGAAAUUGAACUAUUUCUUUCUUAUAGUCCAUCAUUCAAACAAUUUAUACAGUUACGAUCUCUGUCACUAUUUAAUCUUCGUUCAUAUCCAACAUUGAUGAAAAUUCUUGAAGAAUGUUAUCAUCUUUGUAAUCUGACUCAUUUAGGACUCUUCCAUUGUUAUCAAGAUGGUCAAAUUGAUUUUCAAUUAAUUGUUAAUCAUAUUUGGAGUCUACCAAACCUUACUCAUUGUACGAUUGGUAUUGGAGUUACAGGAUUAUGCUUCUUUCGUACACCGACAAAAACUUCCUUAUCACUCGAAUAUGUAUCUAUAGAAAGAAUUCAAGUUAAAUUGGAUCAAAUAAAUCGAUUGUUUGAAUAUACACCUGCUUUGAAAUGCCUUUCGAUAUCUGUAGUGUCCUUUGUCGAUAGUGAUUAUAUUCCCUCUCCUCUUCCAACCUUAAUUGAUUUGAGUAUAAGUUCUUGUUUUAC